Molecule: messenger RNA, 1793 nt
Organism: Salmo salar (Atlantic salmon)
Lineage: Eukaryota; Metazoa; Chordata; Actinopteri; Salmoniformes; Salmonidae
Product: rRNA-processing protein UTP23 homolog
Cellular component (GO): small-subunit processome
Source: RefSeq, a predicted model, not a curated record
AGUCUUGCUUCUGACGGACAUAUUUAGCUGUUACUCAACGGAGCAAACGUGUGUUUAUAUUUUCCAUGCUGCUUGAUUUGUUAUGAAUCCGCGAAUAGUGUGUACUAGUAAACCGCUACUGACGAACCUUUACAGAAUAUAGAUAAUGCUCUCCGAUAUGCAAUUGCGUUAAUUUGAUUGGGAUUUUUUCAGCAAGUAACGUUAUCCUGUCAGACAAGCUCGCUAGCUAACGUUAGCUCAUUUUAGUACAUUAUUGGGCUAGCAAGCUACGUUAGUUACAAUGAAGAUCAAAAGACAAAAGCAAGCCAAAAAAAACAUCAAUUUCUACAAACACAACUUCAGUUUUAGAGAGCCCUUUCAAAUUCUGAUCGACGGGACGUUUUGCCAGGCGGCACUGAAGAAUAAGAUCCAAAUCAAAGAACAGAUGCCGAAAUACCUAAUGGGAGAGGUGCAACUUUGUACUACAAAUUGUGCGCUGAAGGAACUUGAAUCAAUGAAGGACCUCUAUGGUGCCAAACUCAUCCUGCAGCGGUAUCAGGUUAGGAACUGCAAGCAUUUCAAGAACCCCGUCUCUGUGUCAGAGUGUCUGCUGUCCAUGCUGGAAGGGACUAAUCCUCACCACUACUUUGUUGCCACACAGGACAAAGAGGUGACAUCAGGCCUGAAGAAGAUCCUAGGCGUGCCACUCCUAUAUAUUAUCCUCAACACCAUAGUGUUGGACAAGCCCAGCCUAUGCUCUGUGAACCAUGUGCAGGCUGUGGCUCUGAGAGAGAUGGUCACCCCAGCCCAGCAGCAGAGCAUCAACAGCCUGAAGGAGGUGCAGGGGAUUGGGCAGGAUGGAGAGCGCCAGGGCAAGAAGCGUAAGAGGAAAAUCUCCAACCCCAACCCGCUCAGCUGUCUGAAGAAGAAGAAAAAACAGCCACAGCUGCUUAAGACUGAGGGCAAAAAGAAGAAACGAAGCCGGCAAAGGAAACGCCGCAAGCCAGAGGGAGGGGAGGGUCCAUCCCUAAAACCAACCCCAAACCCCUAGUGGUGGGAAGAGACUUAUGUUUUGAGGGCAGGAUAUAACCAAUGUCCCCCCCCCCACCACUAUUCCCAAAGGUUGAACAACUGAAUAUAAGAAAGACUGUACAUCUUUUUUUUUUUUAUACAUAGAUAAUGACCGUUUUAUAUCUUUACUAAACCAAUUUGCUCCUCUGUAUUUGCCAGUUUAAAGGUAUCCCAAUUCAAUGUCUGGAGAACAUAUUUUGAAGAAGCACACAGCCAUGAUGUCAGCAUGCUUCUAAAAAUGUAUCCUUAAACAGUUCAUUCUUGUUUUUUGAACAUCAAGGUAUUGAUCUAAGUCAUUAUAGUAAGUCCAUAGCCAUUAUACCCAAUUCACUCACUCAAUGAACCAGCUAUGAAAAGGAUUCAUUGACACAAACUGUUGAAACGGUAUUCAUUUUAUUAGAAAAGUAACACGUUGCUGGGCCUCAGGACUACAGGCAUGGCAUCAUAAUACACUUCAGCAACAGUAUCUACAAGGUGUCAUUUUGGGUUUUAUACAAAAAGAAUGUACGUUUACCGGCGCAGAGUUUAAAAGGGAUGAGCUGAAACAUUACAUGAUAUACAAUUUCAGAAGCUUGUGGAUUUCAAAACAAUGCAUUUGUAAAGGACAGACUGGUAAAGGAUGGUCAGAAUGAUUAUAAAUUGUGCUCUGCAGCUAUGAACCAUAAGAUGAGCAAUAUUGUAUUCAAGCUAUCGAAGAAUGACUGUCACAACACCUAAGCACAUAAAGACUUGCCAUGAUGUUU